UAACGGAAUUUGGAAGAUCAGCUAACUUCUGCGACGAAGUUUCACGAGCAGGUGUUCCAGAAUUUGUGUAAAUCGUGUUUUGCAAUUUGCCUGAUUUCUGCCAAACUACUGGCAGUGACGUGAUUCCUGGAAGGUUUUUUCUUUCAUCGUCUCUUCGAUUGUGGUCAAUUGGGUGUUAGUCCCGUCAGUGUGUGUGGAGGACUCGGCGCCGUCGACGUCAGACUCUGGUCUACCCUCUCUUUCUCUCUGUCUGCGUCUUUCUCCCCCUUGCCCUCAGCGGAUCGAUCCGAUCUAUAGAAUGGAACAGCAGACCAAUUCCAACACCAAUCAGCCUACCUUGUGUCGUGCGGGAUGCGGUUUCUGUGGCAGUUCCUCCUUGGACGGCAUGUGCGCCAAAUGCAACGAGAACACACGUAACGGCAACAUGCAGCCGUCGCCCAGCAGCAGCUCCCUGGUGGUGGAUAUCAGCAGUUCCUCCCCGGUCUCCAUGGCCUCAUCAGGGACAACGUCCACGAACGGCUCGCUCCUUGAUCUCUCCACAUCGCCCAUUGGUAUCGCGGGGGGCGGUGGUGUGGCCAGCCCGUUCUCAUCCAGUGUGUCAACCCAUCUCACUGCUCAUUUGCCUCAUCCUUCCAGUAGUAGUAAUCCACCCCAUGUUCCCACUGCGUCCGGAUCAGCCGCUUCCCUUUCGUCUGAUGGUAGUCUUCAAACUUCGAUCUCGUCCGGCACGCUUCCAGGUUGCUCCACGCAUUCACCGUCAACCGUGAGGGAAUCCGACAAAGAAAACCGUUGUGCCCAAUGUAAUAAGAAUGUUGAAUUAGCAGGUUAUAAAUGCUUAUGUGACACCCUGUACUGUUUUCUGCAUUUGCGCUCGGAUCUGCAUAACUGCCGCUUCAAAUACAACCCGACGGGUGCGGAUGAGAUCAGAAAGAAUAAUCCAGCGGAUUUGUUGAGGAUGAGCUUGAACCGACGCGAUUUGAUGAUGUAUAUUUAUCUGGACGAUUUUCCGGAGAUUGUUUCGAAUUGUUUUGUAAAAACUGAUGUCCAGAAGUACGAGGAGGAAGGAAGUCAGCCCAUUUACCAGGUUUCUCAGAUUCAAGCUGUGGAUCGAUGUGACGCUCCGUACUUUGUGUCGGACAUUCUGGCCGUUGGGAGAAUGCCUAAAACGCUCCCGACAAAGUGGAUUUUCACAGUGAGAUCUGCCGAUGGAAUGAGACGUGCUUGCUUAACCGAAAUCUCCAAAAAUCGCCCGACAUUAAUCGAAGUGGACGAUUUUUUAGAGAACGUUUGCGGAAGAAAUUUCGCCGUACCGCAGAACGUGGUGGACGCAGUUCUCGGUCGCCUGGGAACUUAUUACUGUCAAAUCCAUUUGUCGGAAGAAGCCUUCGGCUUGGGCAAGCAGAUGUUAGCCAAUAGAAAAAAAUGUCAUAUUGAUGCUCCUCAGUUGACUGUAAGUAAGUUGAAGGAAGCACUGCCCGGACUAAAAAAAGCGGCAGUUCAACGGCGAAACUUUCGGGAAGCGGCUGUUAUCCAAGAAGGAAUAGAUGAUCUGAACUGUUACGUUCCGCAGAAUGAUCCGUAUGAUUUGAGCCAAUUCGAGGAAGAGUUUGUUCAGGGUAUAUCAAGUGAACAGUCAACAGUAAUUGACCGAUCCAGGAAGAGGCCGUUCGAUGACGAAGUGGAUGAUGCGGGUGGUUUGCAAGAUCAUCGGCCAAAUUGAUGGAUUUACACUUAAAAGAGACGGAGACCAGUCGUUUUCCAGUACAAUGCCAACUGACAAUAGCAUGUUCCUCUUCCAGCAUUCCAAAUGGUGUCCAAGCCAGCAACCAGUUCUAUGACCGCUACGGAAGUACAUCCAACAACAGCUCUACAGGAUAUGGUGCUGCACGUUAUUGAAAUAUUGCUACGGUAGUAAUUAUUGCUACUGUUGCCAUUACGUAUUUAUAUUCAGACUUUGUGUCGAUGUCUAUGAGUUAUGGUUGAGUCUUCAACCUUGCCGUACGUGCAUGCCGAACAUACCUGUUGAUGUUAUUAUGGGAUUUCCUGUUUUUGAUGUAUGUGCCGUUUCUGCGUUGUGUGCGCUGUUAUUUGUUUGUUGUAUGGAAAACCAUUUUUCUCCAUCUCUCUCAAGCUUGUAUUUCGGAUUAUUUAUAAAGCAAGAUGUGGACUGAUCAGGAUACUUAUUGUUAGCUUUC
Molecule: messenger RNA, 2195 nt
Organism: Paramacrobiotus metropolitanus
Lineage: Eukaryota; Metazoa; Tardigrada; Eutardigrada; Parachela; Macrobiotidae
Exons: 8
Coding region: 299-1720 (473 amino acids)
Molecular function (GO): DNA binding; zinc ion binding
Source: RefSeq, a predicted model, not a curated record